Molecule: messenger RNA, 1837 nt
Organism: Argiope bruennichi
Lineage: Eukaryota; Metazoa; Arthropoda; Arachnida; Araneae; Araneidae
Product: N-fatty-acyl-amino acid synthase/hydrolase PM20D1-like
Exons: 12
Coding region: 134-1651 (505 amino acids)
Biological process (GO): amino acid metabolic process
Molecular function (GO): hydrolase activity, acting on carbon-nitrogen (but not peptide) bonds, in linear amides
Source: RefSeq, a predicted model, not a curated record
GGAAUUAAAAUUCAACUUGAUCCGUAUUCCGUGUUGUUAUAGCGAUGUAGAUAAAUUUCGAUUUCAGUUUUCCUGGUGUUCUUUAUGUCAAAUUUUUAUGAUUAAUGCGUCAGUCGAAGUCUAAUUAUUUAUAAUGUCUAAACUUAUCAACUCGCUUUGCAAAAUAUUUCUUUUAUUAAUUAUUUCUAUAUUUAUUUUACUUGGAAUCGCUAUAUUUCGAGCAGCUACUUUACCUGACGAGCACUUACCUGUGUCCUGCACUUCUGAUGAUAAAGAUUAUAUAUCUGAUGAAAGAGGAUUGACGAAACGCCUCUCUGAGGCACUUAAGUUUCAAACUGUGAAUUUUAAGCAACAUGAUUAUAAUAGAUCAGAACUUGCGAAAUUCAUAUCUUACAUUACCAAAAGUUUUCCAAUUAUUCAUAAAUCUUCUAUUAUUACCAGAGAAGUUGUUAAUGAACUAAGUCUUUUAUACCAUGUACGAGGUAGCAAUACCAAGCUGAAACCUUAUUUGUUGACUGGCCAUUUAGAUGUUGUUCCAGUUGAAGAAGCUUAUUGGGAUGUGCCUCCUUUCAGUGGUAUAGUUAAGGAUGGUUUUGUGUGGGGAAGGGGUUCUAUUGAUUGUAAACAUGUGAUUAUGGGUGUUCUUGAAGCUGUUGAAUUUUUGUUGGAAAAAGGAUACAAGCCCCAACGAUCAUUUUAUUUUGCCUUUGGACAUGAUGAAGAAAGCCAUGGAGUUGAUGGUGCUAAACAUAUCAGUUCUUUACUUAAAUCCCGAAAUAUCACAUUUGAAUACAUUUUGGAUGAAGGCACCUUUGUACUUGACAAAUUGUUUCCUGGAAUACAAUUUCCUGUUGCAAUGAUUAGCAUAUCAGAAAAGGGUAUGCUGGAUUUAGAGCUUACUGUUAAUGAUAAACCUGGGCAUUCUUCUUUCCCUAAAAGAGAAACUCCAAUAGUUGUUAUGUCUAAAGCUGUUUCAAAAUUGGAAGGAGAUAUGUUCCCAAGCCUGUUUGGCACAGGACCAGAAAUAGCAAUGCUUGAAGAAUUUGCUUAUUGUGUAUCAUUCCCUUUGAAAGUUGUUUUGAGUAACAUUUGGCUUUUUAAACCUUUUAUACCACUAUUUAUGAGAGAUCCUAUAUCAAGUGCUUUACAUAGAACCACCACAGCUGUAACUAUUAUAAAUGGAGGCCAUAAAGUAAAUGUUUUACCAAAUUCAGUUACAACCCGUGUGAAUCUCCGAGUACAUCCUGGACAGACUGUAUCUGAGGCUGUAGAUUUUGUUAGAAGAGUUGUAAAUGAUGAUAGAGUACAAAUUAAAGUUUUACAUCAAGCUGAUCCACAUCCCUUAUCUCCUAUUGAUACAUUUGGGUAUUUAACCAUAAAGAAAAGCAUCAAGCAGAUAUACAAUGAUACUUGUGUUCUUCCAAGUUUACUCAUCGCAAAUACAGACACAAGAUGGUACCUUGGACUUAGUGAAUCCAUUUAUCGCUUCAGCCUUGUCCGUUUGAAUAUGAAUGAAACUGGCCGUUUCCAUGGAAAUAAUGAAAAAAUAGGCAUCAAAAAUUAUGUUGAAGUGGUUAACUUUUUCUUGCAUUUGAUAAAGAAUUCAGAUCAGCCUGAAGUAGUUAUGAAACAUUCUCAUUCAGAGUUGUGAUGAAAUAUUCUGUGAUACCUUAGAAAUGAAAUCCAUUAAGAUCAUUUAUGACUGAAAAUGUUUUGGAAAAACCUUUUAUGCGAUCAAGGACUAGGGAAAUGUUGCUCAAAUAUUAUAUUUAUAUUUUAUAAAAUUUGUUACACAAAUAUUGUUUUAUUUAUGAUUUAUAAUAAAAUUUGAUCUGAA